Messenger RNA from Caenorhabditis sp. 36 PRJEB53466, 11371 nucleotides. Lineage: Eukaryota; Metazoa; Nematoda; Chromadorea; Rhabditida; Rhabditidae. The record is from the annotation of a GenBank genome assembly.
AUGUCCGUCACCUCGUUCCUCCGCCGCUUCUCGAUCGACGCGGAGGCGGCCGGCGGUUCCUCUUCUUCCUCGGCUCCGGGCUCCGCGAGCAGCACUGGCGCCACGAAACGACGCGGACGGAUCGCCGCGUCGAUCGACUCGGCCCGUCGACGAUUCUCGCUUCAGCACGGCUCCGGCACGUGCAGGGACCACGAUCCCGUCCAUUUGCAGUCGAUCGCAUUGCGAGGGAGGGGACGCGGAGAGAACGGAAGUCUGCCGGAUCUCAUCGAGGUGAGCUUCUUUUCAAUUGGGUCACUUUGCAACCCGAAUCUAUUGUUAGUACUGUCCCACGUGAAAGCUCUUCGGCGCGCGGUUUGACAGUAUUCAUAUUCAUCGUUUGGGCAUUACCAAGUAAAUUACCAUAAUCUUCCUCUUCUUCUUUCCCUCUCAAAUCGCAGUCAAUUUGCUCGCCAGUGAAAACGUCGAAAACACUCUUCCGAAUAUUUUUUGAUGAACUCGAAAUCCGAUUCGGUAUGUUUUGGAACUUUUGGGCAUGGAAUGCGAGCGGAAAAGAGUCGAUUAGGUUAGGGAUUUCCACCAGUUUUUCAAAACUUUUUCACUGCUUCAUAAACUUGAUAAACUCACAAGUUUUGAGUUGGCCCUAGUAACAUGCAGUCUCUCAUAGAUCCUUUAAAAUUAUUCACUGAUUCAAGUACUAAUAAUAUACACCGAAAAGAGUCCAAAAAGACAAUGAACAGAAAUAUGAGCAUAAAAGUAACACAAUUCCGUUAGUUCUUAAAGUUGAUACAUGUAUUGAGUAGUUCGUUAUGUACUUGAAGGCAGCAUGAAACUGACUAGUCAAUAUCAUCAAGUUAAACAAUCGUUUAUGACUUCAAAAGUCCCCCAAUCUAUCAGAAAAGUCAUCCUACCAAAUGUAAAGUGUUCUUCUUGAAACAAUAAAAACUUUGUUCGUGUGUUCUAUCGCGAACCUCCAAAACACAAAAAUGAGCAUCCGAAAAUAGUGCCCCCCCCCCCCAAAACUCGGUUAUAAAACUGAGGGAAAAAGGGGAAUAAAAUUGCAUAAAAACGGGCCGGAUACCUCUUUUUUCCCCCCGGCCUCUUCCGUCCUUGUCUAAACUAAACUCGAAUAUUCUUUUGUCCUCCUCUUCUUUUUCCACUCGGAUUUAUGUGAUGGGCUCCGCGACGAGCCGCCCUUCUUUGCACUUUUCCUCCGUUUUCCAGAACUUUUCCCCACUUUUUCCGAGACAAUGAACACACAAACAAUAUCACGGAAAAAGUUUUCUUUUUUUUCCCGCAUUUUCCAGUGAUGAUUCAGCAGCGAAUCAAAUGAAAAUGAAAACAUUGCGCCUUCCAAUACCAUCGGCUCUGUUCCAAUAUACGCUGACAUUUGUGUCACCAUUCGAAAAACUUGUCGGGUUUGUCGUAGUUUAAUUGCAGUUUCGCAAACAAUUCAUGUUUUUUUUUCUAGCUUGAAACAGAAGAAAAGUUUGCGAUAUGGUUGGCAAAUUUUACCGUUUCCAAAUGCUGACAAGUAUGCUCUUUCAUCCUCUUUACAAUUCAUUUGUCACUUUCCCCAAGACAUCUCUUCUCAAAAGGACCAUAAUAGGUUCUAAAUGCAAAAAUAAAGUGAAAUAGGCUCUGGAAGCCAAAACCUGUACUAUUUUCUUUAUCUGGCUACUCGAGGAACACGUGAAUAGCAUUGACUAGGGUAAAACUAAGCUCCCAAAUGGUACCUUUAUAAUAUCUGACCUUCUUCUCCUCUUCUCCUUUGCCUUUCUCGUCCAUUCACAAGUUCGUGCCUAAUCCGACCACUUCAGGCAGGACCGUCCUCCCUUUUUCUCCUUCUUUCGACGUAUUCCCACGCAUAAACACACACUUCCCCGCUUCCGUUUUCCAUUGUGCACACUCUUUUUUUUUCAUUUUUUUUUCAUUUCGUCCAAUUGUUCUAGUUUCUAGAGAGAUGCGAGUAUUACAAAAACUGGGAUUCUGCCUUGAUAAACAGGUGAGAAAUGGAUGGGGAGUGACACAGUUUCAAAUGAAUGUAUCUCGGCUGCGGGUGGAGAUAUCAAAACGCUGUCAAUUGAUGAAAUGUACAAAAUGUGUUACGGAACAUUUUAUCAGUUUACAACUUUUUGAUAUCUCUACCCACAGCUGAGAUACGACGCUUCAAAUAUACAGUAAGUUGUUAUCAGCACUUACUACGAUAUGUGGUCGUUCUGCUCACUAUCAGAGAAAUGUCUAGAUAAAGAUGAUAUCAGUUAGAAACAGUGGAUUUCAUAGAACGCGUCAAAAACAUGUUUACCUGAAAUUGCAGAAGCGGGAAACGCCUCCGACGUCCGGAGCAGCGGGUGCAUCGGCGACGAAGCGUGUUUCCGUGAUCGCAACCGACCGGGACCGCGCCUAUUUUCUGCGACAGAAGAACAUGCGACACAACAAGAACGGAUGGGAGAAGGUCAGUCCUCAAUUUCAAUAUUUUUUCAUCUAAGCAGCGAUUCAAGUGAACUGAUUGAAACGGAAAUUUCAAAAAAAAAAACAGUUUAUGAAACAGACAAUCUGUGCAAAGAAAGGUGUGAAAGUGUCAUGUAACCGAACGAGCGGGACCAUCAAUCGUCGUCGUUCCCAAUCAAUCAGUCGGGUCACUCUCUGGCUCCCUUCUCUUUCUCUCUCUUUCUCUUUCUCUCCGUUCGCCAACUCUCCAGAGAAUUCCGUUUCGUUUCGCAAUGAUUUAUAGUCGGGCGGCGCCGGCUCUCCGCGACUCUUCCCUCCCUUAAAGUGCUCUUUUCACACUCUUACACUGUUUUCCUCCCCCAUUUCGUGGCCACAUUAGCCGCAACCACCGCAAAAACGAUUGAAUCUCGAUGAGAACGAGUUCUUUGAGCACGAAAGAAGAGCAAAUGACACAUGACUCUCCCUCUCUCUCUCUCUCUCUCUCUCGCUCUUUCUUCCACACUUUUAUCCUGUCCCAAGCCGCUCGAACUACGAAAUUCAAUCGAAUCGCGUCAUUUUCAAGUCAAUUUUCUUCUGCACAACUUGUGAGAUUGACUGAUUCAAAGUGUGCUUAUCAAAAGUUACUACGGCUUUGAAACAGUUAACCAGCUAUUAUAUCUCAACGUUUGUGGCCUAUGGGGCUUAGCGGUAGAGCAAAAGUGUCAGAAUUUCGACAAUAUACUUUUUAUGAGCUUUAUUUUCCCUAGAAAAUUGGACUUUCAACGUUUUGGAAGCCGCGUGAACUUGAACAGUACAAUUUAGAUGCGAAUUUCACAAAAUCUAAAACUUUUGUGUUUCAUGUGCCCUCACAAGUGAGGUCCUAGAAACAAGUUAGGUACUGAAAAGAUGAUGUUUCAUUUCGGUUUAACGUUUCAAAUAGUAUGAAGUUGCUCAGAAAUCGAUCGCAACUCUAUGAGCUCCUCUUUACAAUUUUUCACAGUUUCACACAGGUCCUGGUGGAAUUCAAUUAAAUCUCUCAACUUCCCUCGACAUUAUCCGAGUACAUUGUCGCUUUUUGAAGUGCCCCCUCGAGUAGUGCUCAUCGGCUAGAUAGAGAACAUUGAAAUGUGAGAAGUGAUAAUAAGAUGAUACCCAUUGCAAAGUGUGCAGUACAAAGGUCGAAUAUUGAGGUUCAAAGGCUCAUCAAUAUGUUUGAAACUGUUUCAUGGACAUCAUGAAGCAAUCCAAUGCACACUUUUUCGUUGAUCUUUCAUCGGAAAAUUGCUUUUUUCGGACAAAAACUCGACUCGGCAAUCGUGUUUUCAGCUCGAAAUGCGGAUCGUCAAGUGCCGCCGCUCUUUUGUUUUCAUUUCCGAGAUCUUUGACACUUUCCACACCCACUUUCAGAAGGGUCCUCGUGGGAGUCACUGUCUCUCAUGGUGCAUUGAACAUUCGAACAUUCCACAUAUAAAUUCGGUAAUCGACUGGUCCUAUAAACUCCUAAAUUCUUGACCAAAGUCGGCGAUUUGAGUUGUUUUCUUGGUGGCGUCCGAGUUUUUCCUCCGAAAUUCUAGUCCCCCAACUUUACCGUUUCAACACCAGCUUGUGACAAUUUUUGAAAAGUGCAUCGCACUCUUAAAUUCGCCCUAUUCUUCUUCAAGUUUUAUGACCUUUUCGUUUCCAAAUUAAACUCAUGCAUUAUUCAAAUGUGAUCCCCUUUUCCAAAUGAGUUAGACUUCUUCUUCUUCUUCUUCUUCUUCUUCUUCUUCUUCUUCUUCUUCUCCUUCCACUUCCUCUCCGGGCCUGCUGCUCUUUUAAAAGAAUAACGCGGAAAUCUGAUCCGAAACCCAAAAAGUUUGUCCUUCUGUUUACCCCUCUUACUUUACACCACCAACUUUGUCCCCCAACGCCCCUAAAUCCGUGUGAAUUGUUGAUCUAUAAUUUAUUGCCAUUCGGAAUGACCUUGACCGCCUCGGGGAGCCUCUUUUGAAGAGAGUUUGAGCACAAGUGGGCUCGAGUCCUUUUCAAGUUGAGGAGGACGAAAACUUUUCCAGGUGUGUUCAACCAAAAUCAUCAGAGCAACCCGUUUCGUUUUGUCUUCCGAACCAUCUGAAACAGUGAGAGUGACUGGGUUUCGCGCGAUUUGCUUCUCCAUUUUACGGUUUCACGGAUGGAUCCGUGUUCUAGGCCAGAAUCGUUGGUAAAAUUGAAGCUCCACUGGUACAGAUCAUAACGCCAGUCUGGCGCCGAACUGAAGAGAAGCUGGUGAAACGGAGAACAAAGAAACGCGCAUCCGAUCGUUUUUUCCAUCAAAUUCCCUCCUUAUCACCAAGUUUUAUGAGAAUCGGAAGUGCGUUUCGACCUUCAACAAUAUCUCUUCUCGUUCUUCCAUUUGCAAACCGUUUCUUCUCACCAACUAUUAUUAUUAUCACCUCUUCAAACACUCUUAAAAUCCGAAAAGCCCGGGCGACGGGGAGAGACAAAUCUCGAAUUACUAAUGCACAUUCGCCCCCACUCAUUUUGAACGAUUCUGCACGAAAAGAUUGAUGAAAUUCCCGCUUUUUUUGACGGUGAGGAGAGGUCGGAUGAUGAGGGCUUUUUGAUCCGUUAAAAACGGGAAAUUGGAUUUUCGUCGUCCCGUGAUUGAAUUUUUGCCGUUUUCUCCUCUUGGAGCACUUAUUUUUAGAAAAAAUGCUCCUCUUUUACGGUUUCUCGAAGCAAUUUUGUGAUGACUUGUAGGAUCAAUGGAGAAAAUGUGCUUCUCCUACAAUCCCUUCACGACGAUUUGAAACAGUAUUUUGAUGAAAAAGUUACAGAUUACGGGGGUCCAGUUUCGAAGGAAAUGGCUCAAGUUUUGAAACUUCAGCGUCUCAAAGUUCAUCCGUUCCUCAAACACUAUCCGUUUCCACCAAAUGAUGCUCUUGUGUGCACAGGUUCACUGGUUCAAAGCAAACAUCCAUCCCGUUUUCACUUUUAAAUCACAAAAAGGACCCUUCUUCUCCUAUUCUUCUUUUUCUAUUUCUUCUCCGCCCAAUCGCUGCUCUAUUCUUUUGCGUGCGCGCGCGCGAAAAAGAACGAAAAAAGAGGAAAACAAAACAAGUUGACAAUGGGGGCCCUCCCCCUCCCCGAAAAGGAGCGAUGAGAAUUUGAUUGGGAAACGAGCACAGCCCCCCUCCCCACAAAAGACGUCUUCUGGAGAAGAAGAGAGAAGAAGAAGAAGAAGCAAAAGGACAUCAAAAUUUUAUACUAACUUUGAGUUUCGACUUUUUCGUCUCUCCCGCCCCCGGCCCGGCUCUCAAUCAAAGCGUUUCGUUUUCUUCGUUUCGCCCGCCCGUUUUAGUAUCGCCCAUUUCAUCUUCUUCUUUCUUUUUUCCGUAAAACAACGAGACUUGAACCUCCGAAACUGAAUUUGUUUUCAAUUUUUCAAAACCAGUUCCUUUGAUCAUUGAGAACUUUAAAACUGCGAUCCGAUCUGUUUCCCGAAUGAGUCUUGCGUAUCGUCAAUCCCAUCUUCUGCUCUUUUUGCUCUCCUCUCCGAGCAAAUUUGUUUCCAUUCAAAGAUUUCCUCUCUCUCUGUUUCCGGUUUCAGGACUUCUUUACUUUUCCAAGACUGUUGAGCCAACUCUGAUCUCAAUGUGUCAGUCGCUGUGACAAAAUACGGGCGGGAAAUUCAAACCAGGUGCACAAAAAACAAAUCAUACUGAAAUGUUCAUCUCAUACAAUCAUUUGUCGAAACUUUGAAACAGAGUGUGAUGAAAACAAUCAGGGGAGGGCCUUAUAAUAAAUCUAAUUAGAACUUUCGGUGUCUGUGUCUCUUCCCCGCCACUCUUUUACCCCCAUAUCAUGGCAGAUUCACCUUGAAAACAGCCACAAACAGUCCAUUUUUAGUCGUUGUCUUCUGGCCGCCCGCACGGCCGCCGCAAUCUGUUCGCUCUCCGUCUCUGCGCCCUCCGCCAUCCGCACACUCUCUCUCGGCCUUCGGAUAAUCCGGUCAACCCAGAUAGACGAAGCGAAAACGCUUCUUGUACACGUCCAAAUGCAUCUUUUUCCCUUCGUUUCCCGUCAUCUUUUCGAUGGAUAGAUGGCGGGAAUAAUAUAAAUGGACGAUGAUCAGGCGAAUAUUUGCAUGAUCUUCGAGCUUUUUCGCCGUUUUUAGCGUCGCCGCCGCUCCUCACAGCGCCAGUGGUGACGCCGCCGUGGCGACGCGAACAAAGUUUCUCAAGUUUCGUGCUGCGCCUUUAAAACUACCGUACUCCCGUUAUGAGCGUUUUCUGUUAUUUCAGCCGGGUUUUCUCACUUUUUAAUCAAUUUUUCACUCGAAAAUCGCUGAAACCUGGCUGAAAGACCCGAAAAACCCCCCGCCAAAAGUGGUAUGGGCUACGGUAGUUUUAAAGGCGCAGCACCAAAGUUAAAAAAAAACAUUUUCAUUUUCUCAUGCGACCACGCCAAAAAUAACUGUGAUAUCAUCGAAUUCCCAGACACUUUUGUCACGUUUUUCGCCCCGAUAUUGUGAAAUUCACCACUACUACUAGAAUCAGUGUAAUAAGUGGGGGAGAACAGAUCUUUGUGUGAUAGCGAUUCGGACGAGGAAGAAUAUAAAUAAAUCACUUUACUUUUCGGCAACUCGUCUAGACAACGAGAUUGUCGGAUUCUAGGCCACCGUUUUAUCGUCAAAAUUUCAAACUUUUCAUCGCUGAUUUCCGCAUCGCUUCCCAACAUUUUCCCAAUCAGUGUGUGUUCUCUAUGACUCAUUUUUCGAUUUGUCCCCCCCUUCCUUCUCUUUCUGUUUGUGUACUGGCCAGGGUGUAAUAGGCAACGUUUUUGUGGCGCCCCAACAUUAUUUUUGCGAGAUUGGGAACGAGAAAAAGGGCGUUUUCCGUUUCAAACUGGUCAUGCUCGAUUCUGAACAUGUGCCUACUGCUCAAAUACAAAAUUGCCGGUCGCUCUUCCAUUUUUCCGCAAUUCUAGGCCGUGAGAGCCCGCGAAAUUUGCAAUUUUCCAAAGUUUCGCCAUAAACACGCUUAUUUGAGGAAUCACGCGAGGAAUUCCCAAAAAUUUCAGUGAAAUUCAACGAAAUGUGUAGGAAACUGUAAAAAAAAACUCGCGUUUUGAAAUUUUUCACAUUUUUCUGCCGUCGCUCGAUUUCCCCGUUCUCAAAGUAUCGCCCAGUCGGCAAGUAGACCACCGGGAUCUUAUAUUCAUCGAUGAUCAGCAGGAAUAUUGCAAAAAUCGUCGGGCGUCGGGCUCUUGCUGCUCCUCCGGACACACACACACACAUUUUUAUAUCUUCUUCCUCUUUUUCUUCUUCUUCUUCUUCUUUUUCUUCUUCUUCUCGUCCCUAUCUCUUCCACUCAUUUACACAUCAUGAAAUAAAUUCUGGAGCUCUCGGUGCCGCCGCCGCCGGCUGCCUGCCUCCCCAAUUUCCUCUCUGCCCCUGCGUCUCUUCCCUCUCCAACUCUCUCUCUCAGUGUCCAUCCGGUCAUUUCCCCUCCGUUUCUUUUGCCGUCCUUAUCAGUCGAUUCCCUCCUUCCCAUCACUUUUUCUCUAUUCGCUUCGAUUCCACUCCGACCACCGCACUCAGACCCUGGAUCACGGCGCGUCGCACGGCAACAAAAGCGUCUCGUCGGCCCGAUUACCGGACGCUUUGGCUCUGUGUCUCAAGGCGACUCGCAUGGAAACGAAAGAGUUCGAGUUCCGGCCCGCCAAGGAGACGUCGCGCUCCAAGAGUCCCGGCGGCAUCGUCGGAAGACUCUCCAACUUUGCGCGCAACAAAACGCGCCACUCGCUCUCCGAAAAAGGCUCGAAUUCGGUGGGCGGCGGCAGUGGCGGCGGCGGCGGCGCGUUCGAACGGCCCCGAAAGGUUUGCAACUGUUUGUCUAUUCAGAAUGUGUUCGUGAGAGAGUCUCUUCAAAAAUCGACGAGGUGAAACUGUGAACUUUUCUCUGCACGGUUUUUUGUUGCUAUAUUCACACUAAAUUUGUGUCGAGAAGCGUCAAAAACAGUUUUUUUUUUGAAUAAAAUAAAGCAAUUUUGAAAUUUUUUCGCUCUUCAGAACCGUCUUUUUGUGAUUUACUUGUUUUUCCGAUACCAAUUCGAAUUCCGCGCGUUUUUAUGGCGAUACUGCUCGAUUUUGGCGGAAAAAUGCCUUGAAGAUCUCGCCUAAAAUCUAAAUGAUAAACUAUCGCCAGAGUCUCUGAAAUGUUCGCAAUGAAACGUAAAAAAAAACAGUUAUUGUCGAGCUGCAAAAGUGUUGUUGUUCAGUUUCAAUCAGUUCACAUGGAAAUGUCUGAAAUCAUUUUUAUCACAAAAUGUUCAGGACCUGCUGAAAGAGUUCCAAAAAUGCAAAGAAUCGCAGGAGCAACGGCUCGACCUGAGCUCCAUCGACAUUACGAGCAUUCCGUCGCCGAUUAAAGAGCUCUCGCAGCUCACGGAGCUCUUCCUCUACAAGGUACUCUUCUUCUUUUUUUUUUUCGGAUCUGUUAUCAUUUCCGCCCCCGCUCCCUGUAGAGAAUGAUAAGGAAACGGGUUGUGAUUCGCAUUUCCGGCCAUCAUAAAUCAGACGCCCACUCGCUUCUUGCCUCUUUCAGAACAAACUGACAUGUCUGCCGACGGAAAUCGGGCAAUUGGUGAACCUGAAAAAGCUGGGGCUCUCCGAAAACGCGCUCACCUCACUGCCCGACUCGCUCGCCUCGUUGCUCUCACUCGAAACGCUCGAUCUCAGGCACAACAAGCUCACCGAGGUACGCUACAAAGUGUGUGUACAGUACAAGUACAGUAAUCACAGGUCCCGCCGGUCAUCUACAAAAUCAGCUCACUCGAGACUCUUUGGCUGAGGUACAACAGGAUUGUGGCCGUCGACGAGCAGAUUGGCAAUCUUGUCAGGUCAGAAAGGAGCGGACGGUUCGAGAAGUUGAACGGAAUGGUUUCCAGGUUGAAGAUGUUGGAUGUGAGAGAGAAUAAGAUCAGAGAACUUCCGUCGGCCAUCGGAAAAUUGUCCUCGCUCGUCGUCUGUUUGGUGUCUUAUAACCAUUUGACACGUGUGCCCGAAGGUAUUUCCGGUUUCAACUGGCUCACAAAUAACUAGCCCCCCCCCCCCUCCACUUUUGAAACGUUCUGUUUGGAGCUCGACGUUCGUAUGCAGAAGAAUCAUAUCGACUUGCAGAGAUCGGCGAGUGUCACUCGCUCACUCAACUCGAUCUGCAGCACAACGACCUCUCGGAGCUACCGUACUCGAUCGGGCAGCUCACGAAUCUCGUGCGAAUCGGAAUCCGCUACAACAAGAUUCGCAUCAUUCCGAGCGAGUUGGAAAACUGUCAGCAGUUGGAGGAGUUCAUCGUCGAGAGCAAUCAUUUGCAGCUCUUGCCGGUUAGUUUCAACGGUGAAACUGUACAAUGUCAAUCAGAGAAAUAAGGGCACCCCAAAAACCGUUUGUUCAAAUCAAUGUAUCUCAGUUGGCAGUAGAGAUAUCAAAAAUGUGUCAACUAAUAAAAUGUUCACUAAGAAAUUCUGUACAUUUUAUCAGUUGACGACUUUUUGAUAUCUCUACUGGCAGCUGAGAUAUAGCGUCUUAUAUUGGGGUAACCGAUUUCCACGUGAUUUUGUAGUUGCGACAGACUAAACUUGAAAUCCUAGUUGCCAAAUUGAGAACUUUUGAAACUGUAAACGUAAAACUCUGUAAUUUCCAGCCGAACCUGCUGACAAUGCUGCCGAAGAUCCACACGGUCAACCUGUCGCGCAACGAACUGAGCGCGUUCCCGGCCGGCGGUCCCCAGCAGUUCGUGUCGACGGUCACGAUCAACAUGGAACACAAUCUGAUUGCGAAGAUUCCGAUUGGAAUAUUCUCAAAAGCCACGCGACUGACAAAGUUGAAUUUGAAGGAGAACGAACUGAUUUCCCUGCCUCUCGGUGAGAUUUGCAUUAAUUUUCCAUAGAAAACAUGAAUUCCGUGCAGAUAUGGGCUCCUGGACAUCCAUAACCGAGCUGAAUCUGUCCACAAAUCAGCUGAAAGUGCUUCCGGAAGACAUCGAGAAGCUCGUCAACCUCGAGAUCCUCGUCCUCUCCAAUAAUCAACUCAAAAAACUGCCAAACCAGAUCGGAAAUCUCAAAAAACUGCGAGAACUCGACCUGGAGGAGAACGAACUGGAGACGGUGCCCACUGAAAUCGGUAGGCGAGUCGGAUAUUGUAGAUCAAAGCGACGUUGUUCAGGAUUCUUGCAACAUCUGACCAAGCUGUGGGUCCAAUCGAACAAGAUCAUCACCCUGCCGAGAUCCAUCGGAAAUUUGUGUUCCCUUCAGGAUCUGCGACUCGGCGAGAACAAUUUGACGGCGAUUCCCGAAGAGAUUGGUCGGUUUUUACACUUUUCUGAAACUGAAAUCAUUCGCCAACUCUGUCCGCUUUGCUUUUUGUAACUUUAUGUGCAAAGUCCAGUAAAAUACUGGUAUUUUACGCAAAAAACCCUAUUUAAAUGAGGAAAAAACUGGGAAAAAGAAACCCUGUUCGUUGCGAGACCCGUGCUAACAAAGGCAUGCGCCUUUAAACAAUUUAACAGAGCGCCCGGUUGUGUUUAAAGGCGCAUGCCAUUAAAGCGCGGGUCUCGCAACGAACACCGUCUUUUUUCUCUAAACUUUUUUUACAAUUAGAUGAAACAAUGCCUAGAACAAUAGCAUGAACAUCUAUUUUUCCUCAAAUGACUUUCAUGAAACACUUUUUCCCGUUUCAGGUCACCUGGACUCUCUGAAAUCCCUGUACCUCAACGACAAUUCGUCGCUUCACAAUUUGCCGUUCGAGCUGGCACUGUGCCAAUCUCUGGAAAUCAUGUCGAUCGAGAACUCGCCGCUCUCGCAAAUUCCGCCCGAAAUCACUGCGGGCGGUCCGAGUCUCGUGAUACAGUACCUCAAAAUGCAGGGCCCUUAUCGAGGAGUUGUGAUGACGCAGGGACAGUAA